UGUGAUCUACAUGAUGCUAAUGAUUCUAAUUUUGUUCAAAUAUCAGUGAAAAUUCCUGUUUUUCGUUCUUUCAACGAUACUAUCUCAAAAAUAAUCUCAAAUUAUACCCAGGGAAUUGUUACAAAUAACGAAGACAUGCUACUUAGCUACUCACUAAAAAAUAAAGCUAACAAUUACUCUUAUGAUACCGAUUGUGAUCAAAAAGUUGCUUUCACAAAUCCCUCCUUCUUCGAACCGUUGUUUUCUGAUCGUAAUGAUAAACUGAGACUGGAAACCACCAAUGCAAAUGCUGUUGAAUUUAAUGCUCAGAAUCAAGCCCCAGAUCACCGGCCCUACUCAAAAAUUAAAAUUCACGAUGUAGCUGAUCUCAUAUUCGAUGUUCGUGGAUCCUCAGCCAGUUUUUAUGAAAAAACAGAUCAUCUAAAUUCAUGGAAAAAUCUCAAAUGUGGUACAACAAACAGAUCAAUAUUGAAAAACAGACAAAACCAUAACAUUCAACAGGAGUAUUUAGGAUUGCAGGAGUCUGAUACAAUGCUAUUAGAAAAAUGGCUUAAUUAUUAUAACAACUAUGAAAAUGAUAGAAAUGAAAAUGAAUCCUUAUUUUCUGAUUACAGAAAAAGACAGAUUAGCAAUUAUUAUAAUUCAAUUUAAAGGGCUCUCUUUUUUAUAAAAAAAUAAUUAAACAAAGCAAACAAAAUAAAAAUCAGCUAUAAAUUACAUCUAUUCAUUUUCUCCUUCUUAUAAUCGCAUGAGAU
Messenger RNA from Ascoidea rubescens DSM 1968, 755 nucleotides. RefSeq lists its product as uncharacterized. The transcript has 2 exons. Lineage: Eukaryota; Fungi; Ascomycota; Saccharomycetes; Ascoideales; Ascoideaceae. The record is from RefSeq and is a predicted model, not a curated record. Bases 136 to 651 code for a protein of 171 amino acids.